Purpureocillium lilacinum is the source of this 912-nucleotide messenger RNA. RefSeq lists its product as uncharacterized. Gene Ontology annotation, biological process: L-ascorbic acid biosynthetic process. Gene Ontology annotation, molecular function: gluconolactonase activity; calcium ion binding. The record is from RefSeq and is a predicted model, not a curated record. NCBI's taxonomy places the organism in Eukaryota, Fungi, Ascomycota, Sordariomycetes, Hypocreales, Ophiocordycipitaceae.
AUGGGGGCCCUUGACCAAUGGACCGUUGAUGAGCCCUGGCUCGACCUCCACUGCGCCCUGGGCGAGGGGCCUUUCUUCGAGGCCGAGACGAAGACGGUUCGGUUCGUCGACAUCAAGAAGAAGCGGAUCCAUACAGUAUCUCUGUCAGAGGGUAUGCAUUCGCUCAAAACGAUCCAGCUGGAUAUCUGCCCAACCGUCACGGCGGACAUUGAGGGCGUCGACCCCCGCGACAAGAUCCUGCUCGGGGUCAAGUACGGCGUCGCAGUGCUGGAUCGCAAGACGGGUCAAUAUGAGCUGAUUUCGCGCUUCUAUGAUCCCAACAAUGAGCGGUUGAGGAGCAAUGACGGUGCGGCUGAUCCUCAAGGGCGGUUUUGGCUUGGGAGCAUGACGGACUUUGGCUUGGGAGAGUUUCAGUCCGAAGGCGCGCUUCAUUGCUUUACCAGUGCUGGCGGGCACGACAAGCUCGUCGCCGACCUCACCAUUCCCAAUUCUGUAGGCUGGGCACCCGAUACCCGGACAAUGUACUUCACACACUCCAAAUCGCGCGAGAUAUUUGCCUGGGACUACGACGCGUCGGCCGGAGGUGUUCUGUCUGGGAAGCGAUUGUUCUACCGACACCCCACAUCCGGCGAACCCGACGGCUUCCGAGUAGACAAGGACGGGAAUCUCUGGAGCGCUGUCUACGGCGAGGGUCGCGUCAUCAAGAUCAACCCGCACGGUGAGGUGGUGGGCGAGGUGAGGCUGCCGACAAGGAACAUUACCUGCGUCCAGUUCGCAGGUACCGAGCUGGUCAUCACGUCGGCGGCGGACGAGGCGGCGGACGCAGCACCCCGAAGCAGAAGUCUCGGUGGGGCAGUAUUCAGGGUCGACGUCGGGACAACAGGUCUGGAUUUGUUCAAAUUUGCCAUGUGA